Messenger RNA from Cuscuta campestris, 2171 nucleotides. NCBI's taxonomy places the organism in Eukaryota, Viridiplantae, Streptophyta, Magnoliopsida, Solanales, Convolvulaceae. The record is from the annotation of a GenBank genome assembly.
UGGUUUCCCGUUGCUAAAAGGAAAAGAAAACAGAUUGGCGUUGAAGUCUCCACAUCUCUCUCUCUCUCUCCAACCUUUUUCUCUUUUUUUUUCCCAGGAGGAGGAAGAGGACGGACGGAGGCUAUGGUGGUGGGUGGGGCGCGCAUGAACGGCAAUUUCUUAUACUCCACUAUCUUCUGUUAGUGCUCCCUCCUACGCAUUGCGAUUUUCCCGGCCAGAUCCGUCGGCAGCUAAAAUCUCUUCCCCGCUCCCUUCUUCCGCCGCCCUAAUGGGUCCCUGUCCCUAUCAGCUCAUCAGCCCGGACCAUUGCGCCGGCGACGGCAAUGGCCUCCGUCCCCAACCCUCCGACUUCUCCCUGCGGAUUGAACCCGACACUCGCGGCUCCACUCAUCCCGAUUGCCCCGUCAAGUCCGCCGCCCCCAGCUCCCGUCCCCGCCUCGUCUCCCUCGACGUCUUUCGCGGGCUUACAGUUGCGCUAAUGAUACUUGUUGAAGUUGGUGGUGGAAUAUUUCCUUCUAUUAAUCAUUCACCUUGGAAUGGUUUAACCCUAGCAGACCUCGUUAUGCCAUUUUUCCUCUUUAUUGUUGGACUAUCACUUGGACUUGCAUACAAGAACCUAUCAAACAGAAUGGAUGCUACUCGGAAAGCAAUACAACGGACCCUUAAGCUAUUGAUUAUUGGAAUCUUUCUCCAAGGAGGCUACUUUCAUGGACUCAACAAUCUAACCUACGGAGUGGACAUCACUCAAAUCAGAUGGACAGGUGUCUUGCAGAGAAUUGCUAUAGCUUAUUUUGUGGCAGCUAUUUCUGAAAUUUGGCUUAAGAACGAUUGCAAGGUUGAUUCGGGAUUAUCUUUGUUAAAGAGAUACCAAUACCAAUGGGCCAUGGCUUUUGUGCUUAUUUCCAUAUACCUCUCUUUGUUGUACGGCCUUUAUGUUCCAGAUUGGGAGUAUCAGAUUCCAGCGGGAAUGGGGUCUUCUGAUUCAAAGAUUCUAUCAGUGAAAUGUGGUGUGAGGGGAGAUACGGGACCUGCAUGCAAUGCAGCUGGAAUGGUUGACCGUGCAGUUUUGGGUAUUCAACACUUGUAUGGAAGGCCAAUUUAUGCACGGACAGAAGAAUGUAGCAUUAAUUCUCCAGAUUAUGGCCCACUCCCUAUAGAUGCUCCUUCAUGGUGCCAAUCCCCCUUUGACCCUGAAGGACUUUUAAGUUCGUUGAUGGCCAUUGCAACUUGCUUUGUCGGUCUUCAUUUUGGACACAUUAUAAUCCAUUUCAAGGACCAUAAAGCUCGAAUAUUGCAAUGGACGAUACCAUCAUGUUGUCUCCUACUAUUAGGGGUAGCAUGUGACUUUCUUGGGGUGCAUAUAAACAAGGUCUUAUAUAGCUUCAGUUACAUGUGUGUCACUGUUGGUACUGCUGGAGUUAUCUUUGCUGGGGUGUAUAUGAUGGUAGAUGUGUGUGGGUGCAGACACUUGACAAGUUUGCUGGAGUGGAUGGGGAUGAAUGCAUUAGCCAUUUAUGUUCUCGUCUCCUGCAACAUCAUUCCUAUUCUUUUGCAGGGUGUCUAUUGGAAAUGCCCUGAAAAUAACAUUCUUUCAAUGAUGGGCAUUGGACAUAAGUAAGCAAUGCACAGAGAGAGAGAGAGAGAGUCUUCUUGUGGUUUGCUCUUCUUCUCUUUUAUGCAACAGAAGAAUAAAGUACAUGGGAGACCGGACACGAAAUUGCUAGGACGCUGCUGCUUCUGCUUUUAUUAUACUAUUUCCUCCAUUCAUGUUUAACUGAUCAUUAUGACUUUUUAAUGUCUGCUUUUAUUCAAAAAAAAAGUUAAAAUGGUCAAUUAAAAAAAUGAAUAGAGAAGUAGAAAAAAAGGAGAAGAUGUUAGAAGACAUUGGUUAAUGUCUUCUCCAAGAAGAUGCCAGGAAGACCUUUUUGAGUGAAAUGUCUUCCAAAAAACAAACAAUCUGCAGAGCCCAUCAUCUGCGCGCGUCUGCGCGGCGCAGACAAAAGAUGCUAGAAGGUCUUCUGGCAGAAAAACAAACACCCUCUAAGAGUAUAAUAUAUACUGCACAGCUAGCUAGCAAUGGUAGAGAAUUAUUAUACGGAGUACGUAGUAUUUUUAAUUUUUUUUUGUUUUUAAAUUUGAUGUGACCAUGUGAAUAUACAGUACUUCCCAUC